AAGAAAAAAAGARAGAGAGACCGCUGGUCGGGGAGUCGCUUUGCGCCACACGAUCCGCUUCGAACAGCGGAUUUGAGAGCACGGAGAGCGGCGGUGGUCCCUCGGCUUGAACACACCGUCUGAGAGCGGGAGCGGCUCGGAGAGAAGAAAUGGAGAGGAGCAAUGCGGCGGCCCAGGCCGCGAACUCCAGCGGCGCACAGGCUGCCGCUGCCGCUGGCGCUUCUUCGGAAGCGGCCGAAGGCAAAGACGGAGCUUCGCGGGGCGACUCGGCGUCCUCGAAACCCGGCAGGCGCAUCGAGACGGUGAGGGGACAGGCGUUUGACGUGGGCCCCCGCUACACGAACUUGGCUUACAUCGGGGAGGGGGCGUACGGAAUGGUGUGCUCUGCCAUGGACGCGGUCAUGGAGGAACGCGUGGCCAUCAAGAAGAUCAGCCCGUUCGAGCACCAGACGUACUGCCAGCGCACCCUGAGGGAAAUCAAGAUCCUGCUGCGUUUCAACCACGAGAACAUCAUCGGGAUCAACGACAUCAUCCGGGCGAGGCACAUCGACGACAUGAGAGACGUCUACAUCGUGCAGACUCUGAUGGAGACGGACCUGUACAAGCUGCUGAAGACUCAGAAGCUGAGCAACGACCACAUCUGCUACUUCCUCUAUCAGAUCCUAAGAGGCCUCAAGUACAUUCACUCGGCCAACGUGCUGCACCGCGACCUCAAACCCUCCAACCUGCUCAUCAACACCACCUGUGACCUCAAGAUCUGUGACUUUGGCCUGGCACGGAUAGCCGAUCCUGAACACGACCACACUGGUUUUCUGACGGAGUAUGUGGCUACACGUUGGUACAGAGCUCCAGAGAUCAUGCUCAACUCAAAGGGCUAUUCAAAGUCCAUUGACAUCUGGUCAGUGGGCUGCAUCCUGGCUGAGAUGUUGUCCAACAAGCCCAUCUUUCCUGGGAAACACUACUUGGACCAGCUCAACCACAUACUGGGCGUUCUUGGAUCACCAUCUCAAGAAGAUCUGAACUGCAUCAUUAACGCAAAGGCUAGGAACUACCUGCAGUCCCUCCCAGACAGACCCAGAGUCCCUUGGAAUCACCUCUACAGAAGGGCGGACGAUCACGCCCUGGAUCUGUUGGACCGCAUGUUGACAUUUAACCCCAACAAGCGCAUCACUGUUGAAGAAGCCUUGAGUCAUCGUUACCUGGAGCAGUACUACGAUCCUUCAGAUGAG
Messenger RNA from Austrofundulus limnaeus, 1229 nucleotides. RefSeq names its product mitogen-activated protein kinase 3 (gene mapk3). Gene Ontology annotation, biological process: protein phosphorylation. The record is from RefSeq and is a predicted model, not a curated record. Gene Ontology annotation, molecular function: MAP kinase activity; ATP binding. NCBI's taxonomy places the organism in Eukaryota, Metazoa, Chordata, Actinopteri, Cyprinodontiformes, Rivulidae.